Messenger RNA from Haplochromis burtoni (Burton's mouthbrooder), 797 nucleotides. RefSeq names its product cystatin-F. Gene Ontology annotation, molecular function: cysteine-type endopeptidase inhibitor activity. Gene Ontology annotation, biological process: immune response; positive regulation of myelination; negative regulation of microglial cell activation. Gene Ontology annotation, cellular component: Golgi apparatus; late endosome; lysosome. The transcript is spliced from 4 exons. NCBI's taxonomy places the organism in Eukaryota, Metazoa, Chordata, Actinopteri, Cichliformes, Cichlidae. Bases 240 to 668 code for a protein of 142 amino acids. The record is from RefSeq and is a predicted model, not a curated record.
UUUUGCACGCCCACAAUGAGCCUGUGACUGCUUCACCCUCAUCUAACAGGAAGGAGGAGAGGUGAGAGAGGAGGAGGUGGAGCCUGAGGUGACUGAUUAGUAUCAGCUGAGUCAGAUCUGAGAGUGCAGCAGGAACCCUCGCUAAUCUAAACAGGUACAGGAAGUGACGUCAACGAGGCAGCGGACGGACCUCUCUGUGGUCUGAGACUCGACACUUUGCAGGAAGCUCAGUGAGAAGGAUGGAGGUGAAGAUGCUGCUGCUCGUGUUUGUGCUCGCCGCUCUGGAGGGAACGUUGGUGUCUGGCUGGCAUCAUCGCCCCUCCAUGCCCGGGUCCCCACACAACAUCAGCAAGAAUGACCGUGGCCUCCAGCAGGUUGUCCUCAACGCCACCUACUUCUUCAACAACGAAUCAAAUGACGCCUUCCUCUUCAAACCCGCCACCAUCGACAGAGCACAGAAGCAGAUUGUUAAAGGAGUUCGGUACAUGGCAGAUUUUCAGAUUUCCAGAACGGUGUGUCGUAAACGGGACAAGAACAACGACCUGUCCAGGUGUGACUUCCAGCCACCCGGUCCGCUCCACCAGGUGUUUCAGUGUCACGUGGAUGUUUGGAUGAUUCCUUGGGAAAAACCACAGAAGAAGAAUUUCAACUUACUUUGCAAACAGUGAAUGCAGCAGCUGACUCCUCCCCCUCCUGCCGCUGUCGCCCGUCUUCAUCCACUGAAUAGAAACUGUCAGUUGUCCACGUUCAUCUCUGUUCUCUGAAUAUUUCAGUAUUAAAGAUGAAACUGAACUCUG